Molecule: messenger RNA, 3870 nt
Organism: Epinephelus moara (kelp grouper)
Lineage: Eukaryota; Metazoa; Chordata; Actinopteri; Perciformes; Serranidae
Product: carbohydrate-responsive element-binding protein
Exons: 17
Coding region: 200-2998 (932 amino acids)
Biological process (GO): regulation of transcription by RNA polymerase II
Cellular component (GO): nucleus
Molecular function (GO): DNA-binding transcription factor activity, RNA polymerase II-specific; protein dimerization activity; RNA polymerase II cis-regulatory region sequence-specific DNA binding
Source: RefSeq, a predicted model, not a curated record
CCACAGACACACACACAGCUGUGAGGGACACGGGUGUCUCUGAGCAGACAGAUGAGACACAGUUGUCUCUCGGCAGACAGGCCUCUGUGCUGUCUUCUCUCAGGAGACACUGGAGUAUCUGGUGUAAACAGGAGGAGGGUCAGCUGAGGAGAAAGUUCACAGUCUGAGCCGGACAGUCACCACUGAAUGUAAACGCAGCAUGGCGGCCAAAGAGGGAGUCUGCUCGGCCGGACAGAGCCAGCUCCAGGACUCCUCAGACUCGGACUCGGAGGCGGAGGGGGAACACGCUCGGGGUGCCGGCACCGGGCCGUCCGCCGGCUCCUUCCCCCGCACACAGGUCAUCCACAGCGGCCACUUCAUGGUGUCGUCGCCGCACAGCGACUCCGCGCCGCGCCGGAGGAAGAGCGGCGGGUCUAUGAGAUAUGACUUUGACACGGUGAACAGGACCUGGUGCCAGACGUACCGGUACGGGCCGCUCAGCUCCGGGAGCCUGAGCAUCGACCCCACUCUGACCCGCCUGUUUGACUGCAUGUCCCUGGCCUACAGUGGUAAGAUAGUCUCUCCAAAGUGGAAGUCCUUUAAGGGUCUGCGGUUGCUGUGGAGAGAUAAGAUCCGUCUGAACAACGCGAUCUGGAGAGCUUGGUUCAUUCAGUAUGUUGAGAAGAGGAAGAACCUAGCGUGUGGGUUUGUCACGCCGCUGGAGGGCUCAGAGGCAGAUGCACAUCGAAAGCCUGAAGCCAUUGUAUUAGAGGGCAGCUACUGGAAGCGAAGGAUUGAAGUGGUGAUCAAGGAGUAUCACAAGUGGAGGAUUUACUAUAAGAAGAGGCUUCAGAAAAAGAAGGAUGAUAUUUUAUCAAUGCUACAAGAGGGUCAGAUCUGCCAGGCCAAGCUGGAGAAAUGGUCCAAUCAGAUGUACCAGGAGCCUGAGGCUGCGCCGGCGGAGGUCCACAUGUUUGACCUGGACUGCCUCCUGUCCGAUAUCUCCGACACCCUGUUCACCAUGACACAAAAGCAGCCAUGUCCCUGGGCCAGUGACCGACACGACACGUACACCAGCAAUGCUGAUAUGAUCCAGCCAGGCCUGACUCCACUGCAGCCCAACCUGGAUGAUUUCAUGGAUAUACCAGAUAUCUUUAUGAACUACAGGGGCCAGCCCGCUGAGCAGACUGGUUUUGCUGACUGUGGCUAUUUUGAGAGCUCACCCAACACAGCGUUCGCUCCAGUUCCCUCCCCUGUGGUGACAACUCCUCAGCUACUUAUCGACACCCAGCUGGCUCAGCCAAAUCUGUCAUCUGAGAAUUUGCGUCAGCCCUCCUCCUCUAACACCAGGCUAGACCAGACCGGGCCGGGCCAGGAUUGUGGUGAAUACAACACGUCUAGCAUCCCAUCAGGUGCCAUGCCGUAUGGACAUCAGUCAUACCCUGAUCCUUCCGUUUCUGUAGCAUUCAGCUCCAGCAUCGAGCAGCCGCCCUCUUCGAGUAUCGCUUUUUUCUACCCACUACCCUGCCACAAGUUUGGUUACUACACAACAACCAGCGUGACCCCCACCGUCAUCACUCACACCGCCUCCACCACGGGGGCCCAGGGCUCUGUGCACCAGGCUCAUGGCUACCCUCACACAGGGGACACUUACCCCCUGACUCCCUGCCAAUCACUCAGUUACUCAGCCACUGUGUCUGACCCGGUCCACGCAGCACAGCCCUCCGUCACCGCGGCCCACUGCUUCUCAGUCCCGGAGCAGGUGGCUGUCACAGGAGUCAGAGGGAAGCACAAGCAGAAGACAGGGGGAGUGAGGACAGUCAGUCCCUCGAUGGUCCCCCCGUCCACCACACCCACACCCACCAGCUGCCUGGCUAAGCUGCUCUCCUCCGGCACCCGUGAACGGAAGCCAGCACUAGGAUUUGAUGCUCCUCUUGUGGCGGUCAAAGGUCAGAGGUCACCAUCUCCCAGCUCAUCGCAGUCAAGCAGUAGCACACAUGUUGGAGAGACGUCAUCACAGCUGCAGCAUGAAGCUGGUUGGCCUGCAGGGAUCCCAGUGCUCACACCUCUUCACAACCAGAGUGCCACCCUGGGUCACAGUGGACCCCAUGCCAGCACCUCCAGAGGCUCAGCGGUUUCCGCCCUGCUCUCCCACAGCUCCACACAACCCAGCACCACCCUCCUUAUUCCCAAGACUGAGAAACUAUCUCCUGUGCAGCUCUACGGCACCGACAGGAGCAGCUUAACAGUUAAUUUUCCAGGACAUCCAGGCCAAACGUCACCACCAAACCCUGACUCCCCACACUCAUGCUUCUCAGCACAUGGGAAGAUAGAAUCAAGUAAGCAAACAGAGACCAGGAGGAUAACUCACAUCUCAGCUGAGCAGAAGAGACGCUUCAACAUCAAACUGGGUUUUGACACGUUACAUAACCUUGUGACAACGCUCAGCUCUCAGCCAAGCAUAAAGAUCAGUAAAGCCACCACGCUGCAGAAGACCGCCGAAUACAUCAGUAAGAUGCAGCAGGAGAGAGCUCAGCUGCACGACGAGGCUCAGAGACUCAGAGAAGAGAUCCAGCUCCUCAACUCUGCUAUCAAUGUGUGCCAGCAGCAGCUACCAGCCACCGGCGUGCCCAUCACACGGCAGCGCUUUGACCACAUGAGGCAGAAGUUCAGAGAGUACGUCCAGGCGCAGACACUGCAGAACUGGAAGUUCUGGAUCUUCAGUAUCAUCAUCGAGCCGCUGUUUGAGUCCUAUAAUGGAAUGGUGUCCACUGCCAGUGUGGAGGACCUGUGUCGGUCCACUCUGUCCUGGCUGGACCAACACUGUUCCCUGCCUGCCCUAAGACCCAUGGUUCUGAGUUCACUCCGCCUCCUGAGUACCACCACGGCCAUCCUGACAGACCCCAGCCUCCUGCCGGAGCAGGCCGCCGUCGCUGUCACCCAGGGCGACCCCGCUGCUGCCGCUGCCCUGCACCACUCCUUACAGCUUGCCACCCGGGACAACGUACACCCCAUGUGACCCUGACGAACACUCAGUGGAAACGCACAGGAGACCACGAGUCAGAGGAGGGCCGAUGGAAAGAUUGAAAAAGACUCAGAGACUUUUAAUAAUGCAUAAUCACAUUCCAAUAAAACUCACCAGCUGCAGAAAGAAUGUAUCCCAGUUCACCCAAAAAUCACAGGAGCUACAUGUGAUCUGUGCUUAAAUUCUAAUGAAAGCAUAAUGUUCUGUACACAUGUAGUUAUUUCUCAGACGUAAAAUCAUUGUGUUUAAUUUAAAUAAUUUGGUUACAUCAACUGACGACUGCAUUUAUUCUCAUUCCUUUCACAUCUCAGGUUAACUUUACUGUGCAUAUUACUGCCUUCAGUUCACCUCACACCUACCUUACACUGUGCCAGUAUUAGAAACAAGGAAGAGAACCUGAAUAGCUUUAAGUGACAGGGGUUAUUUCAGAAUAUUAAGUGGAUCUUAAAGGUCUGGUGUAGGAUUUAGUAACAUCUAGAGCACUGAGGUUGCACAUAGCAACCAGUUAGAACUUCUCCCAUGUGUCAAGUGUGCAUGGAUGUAUGAAGAGAACUCAAUACAGCGUUCAAUACAAUGAAAGUUGCUCAGUGGCACAUGUAGUCAAAAAAGACUGACAUCCGGGGCAAGCACGCUAGAGACUUCACCAGCCCAGCGGCUAACCUCCAGUUUAGCCCUCUGAUGACUUGAAUGGGGAUGAAAUUAUUUAAUCAUGCAGCUUUUCUAGACUUUCAAAAUCUUAUCGGACCAAAUGGAUCAAAUCCUGAUUGUGAAACAAGUCAUGGAUUGUGACGCUCAAAAAAAUUCAUCUACUGAUUUAUAGACGUCUUUUUUUCCUAUGUAAGUUUAUGGGAAAAUGUGUUUUUGGG